AUGGGGGGGGCCGUCAGUCAUGGUCAUGAGAUUAGACGUCAGUCUUUCCACGAAGGCAGACAAUAUCUGACGUGUAAAAGGGCCUAUAAAGGACGAGGAAAAAAUAUCGGAGUCGUAACAAGCUGGAAGUCUGGUUCAAUAAAGUGCAUGUGUCCUUUUGCGCUAUGGGGUAAAGAGGGCCGAGAUGGAUUAUGGCGUCUUACCAUAAAAAAUGGCAAUCAUAAUCAUAAUCCUCAUAAAUAUUCACAAGGAAUACGCUCGUUAAAUCGUUUGACUCAAGAGCAACGAGAAGUUACAAAGCUACUAAAAAACAGUCAUGUGAAGCCGAAGGAAAUUUUGCAUCACUUGAGACAGACUAAUCCGAAUACGUCUGCGGCUUUGAGGGACGUGUACAAUGAAUCUGCUAAAACUAGACGAGAGAAAAUGAAAGGAAAAAUAGUUGUGCAACAUCUGUGGCACAAACUUAGUGAAAGUGGAUACAGCAAAUGGCAUCGAACAAACUCAGCUGGCGAUACAGUGCAAGACGUUAUGUUUGCGCACCCCCAUUCAAUCAACCUUUUGCAAUUAUUUCCAUACGUUAUACUGAUGGAUUGCACUUACAAGACCAAGAGAUAUGAAAUGCCUUUUUUGGAAAUUAUUGGGAUUACUCCGGUAGGAAGGAACUUUACCAUCGCUGUUGCUUUUAUGUCACGUGAAGAUGAGGACACUUAUGCAUGGACUUUGAGAUGUUUGCGAGAUAUAUUACCGUCAGAAGCAGAACCGGAAGUGAUACUGACAGAUCGUGAGUUGGGCCUAUUGAAAGCAUUGCCUAACGUGUUUCCACAGUCGAAUCACAUGUUAUGUUUAUAUCACAUAAACAGAAAUGUUGAGGCAAAUGCGACGAAGUUCUUGGGCAAUAAAAAUCACGGUGUAUUUUUCCGGAGGACAGUCUGGGAAAAGUUAGUGAAUUCAGAGACUGAGGAAGAAUAUGGGUUCAAUUAUAGCGAGAUGGUGAGUUUGUACGGGGAAUAUCCCAAGCUGAUAACAUACGUCAAUCACACGUGGUUGAUUUACAAGGAGAGAUUUGUAAAGUAUUGGACUAACAACAUCCUCCAUUUUGGUAACACGACGACAAACAGGGUGAAGAGUGCACAUCGUGCAUCGAAGAGUUGGUUGCAAACAUGGACUGGAGCUAUUGAUACUGUGCAAAAUCAACUUGAUGCGCAAGUUCACCUUCAAGUUAAUGAAUUGAAGGUAAAAAACGAGAGAAGCAGAACAGUCAGAAUGUACGGUACUUCAUAUCCCUGUUUUGGUGCUUUGAUAUGCAACGUAUCACAUAAUGCAUUGGACCUUUUGGAUGAAGAGUUGGAGAAAUUGCAACAGAAUCCGGACAGAUGUAACUGCUACCUAAGUAGAACACAUGGUCUCCCGUGUGCGUGUCAAAUUGCAGUUAAAAUUGCGGAAGGAGAUACUUAUUACCCCCAACAGAUACAUCCAUUCUGGAGAACAUUAACCGUUGAGCCGAUGACAAUUCCAUACCAAGAUGAGGAACCGUUUGAUCGCGCAAUUGCAAUUCAGAAAGCUCUUUUUGACGAGUUCAAGAAAUUAUCGAAGAUGGAUUAUAUGUCCCAAAAAUAUGCAGCCAACUAUUUACGGGACAUAAAUAAUCCUGCCUCAACACAUUUGGAAGAGCCGUCAUUUGUGAAUGCCAAGAGACGACCCAAGAAUAAUGCGAUGAAGCAUGAUUUGUCCGGAUAUGAGCACAUCAUGAAUAGAAAAAUCGAUGUUAAAUCAUCUCCGGGGUCAAGGGGGCGCAAAAUCCCGACUAAAGAACCGACUGAAGGAACGCCAGGAUCGAAGCUCAAAGGUCGUGGUCGCGGACGUACUAAAUCUACGGAAGAAGCGGUUGUAACUGCCGGAGAUUGGGUCGAUUUCUUUUCCUUUCUUCCUUCAUUUCUCGCACAAUCUAUAGCCUCAUAUGUUAAUGUGAGGGCCGAUGGUAAUUGUGGGUACCGAUGCAUUGCCAAAAUUAUUUAUGGAAGUCAAGAAAGAUGGCCACAAGUAAGAACAGACUUGGUUGCAGAGUUUAUGGAGCGUCAUCAUUUAUAUGCUGAUAUGUUUGGUGGAGAUGAAGAGGGUCGUAAUGUAGUCGUUGAUCAUAUUCUGACAUGCAGUCAUGAAAGCGGGCCAGCGCCACAGACCAAAUGGAUGUCAACAGACAUGGGACUGGCAAUUGCUACAAGAUACAACGCAAUGGUGAUAAUAUUCACUGAGUUCGGUAGUUUUACUUAUCUACCUCUAGUUGGGAAUCCCGCGUUAUCAAAUAUUAUUCCUAUGUCGUUACAUAACUAUCAUUUCAUGAUUCUUCGAGUACCAGUUUACUGCCCUCUACCUCGUCUCCAUCCUCAGUGGAGGUAUUACGCAGCUCCCAAUUUACUCGCCUUACAAGAUUUUUACGCUGAUCGACUAGCUUUGUGGACGACGUUAAACGAUGCAAAGGAAUCCAUCCAGGCAUGCGUCUCCGAGUUCAACAACUUCAUUACUGUCGAGGCGAACAACAUAUGCCACCGCGACUACCGAAGAACAGUCACGCCGGAGGACGUGUUGGCGGCGAUGGCGUUGUUGGGUUUCGGCGACUACAUAGAGCCCCUCAUCGUUUUCCUCAACAAGCAUCGAGCCCAUCAGGACCUCGAGCGCGGCUCCAUGAAUCAGUUGGCGCAAUUCGUUAGGCGCGACGACGACAAUGCAUAUAUGUCGUGCAGCUGUGGCCGUGGAGAAGGCUCCUCCGACAGCCGCGAGUUUGAUCUGUUUCAUAAAUUUUAA
Erythranthe guttata (spotted monkey flower) is the source of this 2802-nucleotide messenger RNA. The record is from RefSeq and is a predicted model, not a curated record. Lineage: Eukaryota; Viridiplantae; Streptophyta; Magnoliopsida; Lamiales; Phrymaceae.